Molecule: messenger RNA, 1634 nt
Organism: Notothenia coriiceps (black rockcod)
Lineage: Eukaryota; Metazoa; Chordata; Actinopteri; Perciformes; Nototheniidae
Product: cyclin-dependent kinase inhibitor 1B-like
Exons: 3
Coding region: 817-1362 (181 amino acids)
Biological process (GO): G1/S transition of mitotic cell cycle; negative regulation of cell population proliferation; negative regulation of mitotic cell cycle
Cellular component (GO): cytoplasm; nucleus
Molecular function (GO): cyclin-dependent protein serine/threonine kinase inhibitor activity; protein-folding chaperone binding
Source: RefSeq, a predicted model, not a curated record
UGAAUCAAGUGUGCCUAAACUAUUUAUGUGACACAAAAUCAGAUCAAGCGGUUAUAUCUGUCAGCACUAGUACCAGCAUUUAAUGAUUUAUUCCUGCGAUAGCCCGGCGCUACACCACUGUAGAUCAGUUUACAGUGUUAUAUACAUUUUGUUUUAUUCAGUACAUGUCACAGUGCACGAACAUAUAGAUACAAAUGACAUGAGAUGAGAUAAUGACAUCAAAUGAUAUAUUUGUCCUGUAUGUUUUCAGUUGAUGUCUAUCCUGAAGCCAGCUGUGAUAAAUGGAGUACUAAUGGAACGAUAAAGCAGGAUUUCGCACUCCAUUAUAACCAUAGCCUUUGUUCCCUUUGCUCUCUGUGUAUUUAACUAAUCAAACAGGUUAAUUGGGCCAUAUUCGUGUCGUGUGUAGAGUUAAUCCAAUCCAGCCCUGUGUUGUUGUUUCCCUCUGUUCGACUUUAAGAGCUCAAUGGGCGGUCCUAGUGCGCAGACCAAUGAAUCGCCUUCUCUAUUUAAAUAGUCCUUGAUGUCAACUUUUCUUCUUCACUCGUAGCUCCCUCUAACGCCAUGUUGGCUGUUAUGACUUGACUUGUUGUUUUCAUCAGCCUUACUACGGACUUGACAGGAGUGGCUCUCUUAAAACGCCCCUGCCCCCUUUGGAGAAGCUUAAUUCCUUCUUUUUUUUUUGCGCGGACGCGUUUUGGAUGAUACGCGCGGAGUAUGCACGCAGCAUCCCCGUGACUUUGCAUUUGAAAGGAAUACUACUUGGAAAUAGAAGUUUGAAAGGUUUUUUUUUUUUUACUUCCCCACAUUGUCUAUAUGUGCAACAAAAUGUCAGAUGUUCGCCUUUCUACCGCGAGCCCCACAUUGGAGAGGGUGGAUGCGCGGCAGCCGGAAAACGCGAGACCCUCGGUGCGCAGAAACCUUUUUGGCAAACCGGACCCAGAGGAGCUAAACAGGCAUUUACAGUCUUUUGCACAGGAAGAAGUGGAGCGUUUUACGGAGACGUAUAAUUUCGACCCCGUCAACGACAGACCGCUCUCCCCGCGCAAUUUCGACUGGGAGGAGGAGCGCGACGCACCGGAGUUUUACACCCGGCAGCCUCACACGAGACCCCAGCGAGAGGAAGACCUGCCCGGACACAACCACCAGGAGGGAGCCGAAGGGAGGUCGGAUCAACCGGACACACUCGGUUCGAGGAAGAGGCGUUCAGGAGCUUCAGGUUCCUGCUCCAGCGAAUGUCCUGGUAAAAGGUCGCAUACCGAUGAAGAGGAUGAUGAAGACCAGUCGGACAGUGCAGGAAGUCAGGCGGUGAAAUCCUCGGAGGAGAGACCCAGCACGGAGGUUAGAACGGAGGCCAAGUGAAAAACAGUGCCAGAGCGGGGAGACCUGUUGCUGAUGGAACACUGUAGCCUAGUCAUCAUCUGACAGAUGAGGGUGAAAAUAAAACGCAGCCUUUUCCUAAAGAAGGGAGGAGGAGAGGCUGCACAAGCACUGAAUAUGUACACUAUCAAGUUUUGGCACACAUUUCAAUUUAAAUGGCCUCAGAAGAAGCAGACAAUGUAGCAGUGUGCAAAUGGAUUUUUGCUCAUUUUUUUUUUUUUUUUAAAUCUACUACCUAUGUUUCAGAUGUAGCA